Macrosteles quadrilineatus (aster leafhopper) is the source of this 402-nucleotide messenger RNA. Its product is annotated as zinc finger protein 32-like. Bases 1 to 402 code for a protein of 133 amino acids. Gene Ontology annotation, cellular component: nucleus. The transcript is spliced from 3 exons. Lineage: Eukaryota; Metazoa; Arthropoda; Insecta; Hemiptera; Cicadellidae. Gene Ontology annotation, biological process: regulation of transcription by RNA polymerase II. The record is from RefSeq and is a predicted model, not a curated record. Gene Ontology annotation, molecular function: RNA polymerase II transcription regulatory region sequence-specific DNA binding; DNA-binding transcription factor activity, RNA polymerase II-specific.
AUGUCAGAUUUCAGGAUCUCCAAGGACUCCGAGGGUGAUAUUUUCCAAUGCUUGAUCUGCAACAAAACCUACAGACACAAGAGAAACUUGAUCAAACAUGUUCGUUAUGAGUGCGGAGAUCAGCGUCCGUUUGCUUGUUCGUUCUGUCCGUUCAGCUCCAAGCAGAAGGCUGGUCUUAAGCUUCACGUAUUCAACAGACAUCAAAAUGUGGCCAACAUUGAUCUAAUCUACCAGUGCUCCAUUUGUUCAAAGUCUUACAAGCACAAGAAAAACCUCAACAAACAUAUGAAGUACGAGUGUGGGAACCAGAGGCCAUUUGUGUGCGACUUGUGCCCGUACAGCGCCAAGCAGAAGGUUCACCUUCGAGCACAUCUUUUCACCAAACACCGUGUCACCAGUUAA